Molecule: messenger RNA, 3248 nt
Organism: Brassica napus (rape)
Lineage: Eukaryota; Viridiplantae; Streptophyta; Magnoliopsida; Brassicales; Brassicaceae
Exons: 1
Coding region: 474-2459 (661 amino acids)
Biological process (GO): cell surface receptor signaling pathway
Molecular function (GO): protein binding
Source: RefSeq, a predicted model, not a curated record
AAUGAUUAGAUUGAAAUGUGUUUACUUCCUAAAAAGUUUCAAAUAUUUAUUUGUUUUCAAUAUUCGUAAAUAACUUAGCUAAACAUACAGUACAACAUAUAUUUUAUUUGGUAUUGACAUAUUUGUCAUUUUAUUACAACAAACUUAUAAACAAAAUAUAAAUUUUUAGUAUUAUCAGUAAAAGAUUACAACAAACUUUUAAACUUGUAUUUUUCCAAAAGUAAGUAUAUAAAAUGUUGCAUAUUUUUUUAAACAAAAUGAGUUCCUUAUUCCCUUACCUAGUAUAUAUAUAAAUAACAGUCUAAUAUUAGAGGACCUUUCCAUCUUCCAUUGUAAUUUUUCGGAGAAAUUAACGUUUCACCUAUACCUCAUUCUCUCUGUGCCUCCUCUCUCUCUCUCCGCCGUCGUCUCCGGCGAAACCACGCCAUUAAUCAACAACAUUAACCUCACAUUGUUUCCUUUGAUUGUUUCUCAUGGCGGAUAUCGUGAAACAAAUCUUAGUGAGACCGAUCCAACUAGCGGAUCAGAUAACCAAAGCGGCCGACGAAGCCUACUCGUUCCGACAAGAAUGUCUCGAGGUCAAAGCCAAAACCGAGAAGCUCGCCGGCCUCCUCCGCCAAGCCGCGCGCGCCAGCAACGACCUCUACGAGCGUCCCACGCGCCGCAUCAUCGACGACACGGAGCAGGUCCUCUUCAAAGCCAUAGCCCUCGUCGAGAAAUGCCGCGCCGCGGGGCUGAUGAAGCGCCUCUUCACCAUCAUCCCCGCCGCCGCGUUCCGCAAGAUCACGAUGCAGCUGGAGAAUUCCCUCGGCGACGUCUCCUGGCUCCUCCGCGUCUCCGCCUCGGGAGACGACCGCGACGACGAGUAUCUAGGUCUACCUCCCAUUGCCGCCAACGAGCCGAUCCUCUGUUUGAUCUGGGAGCAGGUCGCGAAUCUCUUCACCGGCUCCCUCGACGAGCGGUCCGACUCGGCGGCGUCCCUCGUGUCGUUGGCACGUGACAACGACCGUUACGGGAGGCUCAUUAUCGAAGAAGGCGGUGUGCCUCCGUUGUUAAAACUCGCUAAAGAAGGGAAGCUUGAGGGGCAAGAAAACGCGGCUCGGGCCAUUGGGCUAUUGGGCCGUGACCCAGAGAGCGUUGAGCAGAUCGUUAACGCGGGCGUGUGUCAAGUCUUCGCGAAGAUUCUCAAAGAAGGUCAUAUGAAAGUUCAGACCGUUGUGGCAUGGGCUGUGUCGGAGUUAGCGUCGAAUCAUCCCAAAUGCCAAGACCAUUUCGCGCAGAACAACAUCAUUCGUUUCUUAGUGAGCCAUCUAGCUUUCGAGACGGUUCAGGAGCAUAGCAAAUACGCUAUCGUGAGCAACAAGGCAACUUUGUCUUCGAUCCACACGGUCGUGAUGGCUAGCAACACGAAUCCGGGAGAUAAGAAGGCGAGCAACGAGCAGGACGAGGCGCAAAGCAAUAUCUCGCAUCCUAUGAGUAACCAAACACCGAGCCAGAUGCAUAACAUUAUCACAAACACAUUAGCAAUGAAAGGCUCGGGCCCAGACUCAGGCCCAAGCUCAGGCCCAGGCUCAGGUUCUAACAAGAAUCAAACAAAACAGAGCAGUCAGCAUCAUACAAAAGGUGGACCAACACCCAGAGGGAACAAUCCAACACAUGUUUCUUUGAUGGGGACAAGCAUUAAAGGAAGAGAGUUCGAGGAUCCAGCCACUAAAGCUCAGAUGAAGGCAAUGGCUGCAAGAGCCUUAUGGCAACUCUCGAGAGGGAACCUCCAAAUAUGCAGAAGCAUAACAGAGUCAAGAGCAUUGCUCUGUUUCGCCGUUCUGUUAGAGAAAGGAGACGACGAAGUCAAGUCGUAUUCCGCGUUAGCAAUGAUGGAGAUCACCGACGUUGCCGAACAGUACUCGGAGCUUAGACGCUCAGCCUUCAAACCGACCUCUCCCGCCGCAAAAGCUGUGGUCGAGCAGCUGCUGAAAGUGAUCGAAAACGAGAUACCGGACCUUUUGAUCCCAUGUAUCAAGUCAAUAGGUAGUCUUUCGAGAACGUUCCGCGCGACGGAGACAAGGAUCAUCGCACCGCUUGUGAAGCUUCUUGAUGAAAGAGAAGCUGAGGUUUCGAUGGAAGCUGCGGUUGCGCUUAUCAAGUUCUCGUGUACUGAGAAUUUCUUGCGUGAUAACCACUCUAAAGCGAUCAUAGCGGCAGGUGGUGCAAAGCAUUUGAUUCAGUUGGUUUACUUUGGAGAACAAAUGGUUCAAGUACCUGCUUUGGUACUACUAUGUUACAUUGCGUUGAGUGUACCGGAUAGUGAGACUCUAGCGCAAGAAGAGGUUCUUGUGGUUCUUGAGUGGUCGACGAAGCAAUCUCAUUUGGUGGAAGCGCCGAUGAUUGAUGAGAUAUUACCAGAAGCUAAGAGUAGAUUGGAGCUUUAUCAAUCUAGAGGGUCAAGAGGGUUUCAUUGAUUUAUGACUAAGCUUCACUCUCUAGUAUGAACAAUCUCUUCUUUUUUCUCCCAGGCGAGUUUUGUUUCAUCUUUGAUGUGAUUUGAUGUGAUCCAUCUCCAAGCUCUCUGUAUAGGUACAUUGGUGAUGCUCGUAGACAUUUGUUAUAAAUGUGUAGACUAUGUUGUAAGUCAAAACUACUAUACAUUGAUUUAGAUUAUCAACCAAAUAAUAUUCGAGCUAAGCUUGUUUUCCAUUCUUGUUUGAAGCUUUGUUCUCUUUACAUCAUUAGUUUUUUUUUUUGCGUGAUUUAUAUGUCUUUUACUUGUUUCUGUAGGGAGUAAAUGAACUUAAGCCAUGUGGAAUAAUUAUCAAUCAUAUACAGUUUAGAAGUACAUUCUAGUUUAGGUCGUUUGUAAACAAGAUGCGUAAUUAUUGUUAGCAGAGAAAGUGCAUGUAAACAUGCAAGUGAACAAGAAUUGUGAGAAAACAUUGUUAGUCUUGAGACAUUAUUGUAAACAAUAAUCUUUGUAUGCCACCUGAAAAUGAUAUGUGAUUAAAAUAUUUACAAGCUAUAUAACACACUGAUAUAAAGGUAUAUAACAUUCACUUAGAUAUAAUAACGAACAUAAAUGAAAUAGAGUGAAAGUGUAAUUUAUCGAUUCCCCAUUAUAUAAACGUACACCAUACAGCUGGUUUAAAAACAUUUGAACCGGAUUUAACAACAGUAAUCAUGAAUGUACAAAGUGUACAAUCCAUCCAUCCCUUCUAGUAAACAAUGAACAUAAAACAUUCAAAAAUACUAUAGAA